AUGGACAAGCUAACUCCAUCUCAAUGGAAGGUAAUAAAUAAGUCAUAUGAACCAGCGUCUACGAUAAAAGUCAUUGCGGGCCCAGGCUCAGGAAAAACGCUAACGCUACUAUAUAAAGUACUACAUUUAAUUACUGUGGAGAAUAUUAAGCCUGAAGAAAUACUUAUAUUUUCGUUAACAAACAAAGCAGUUGAUAGUAUAAUAGAAAAUUUACUGUCCAUUUUCGAAAACUCGCAUACAAAUAAGGAAAUUGUCCAUCAGAUUGGGUGUUACACAGUUCAUGGGUUGGCUAAUAGAAUCGUUGUAGAGAAUGAGGGGAUGAUAAACAUUAUAGAAGAGAUUGGAUGGAGAGGAUUAAUGAAGUUGUUACCGCCGUCAAAGAGAACCCCCCAUCAUUUCAGAUCAUAUAAGGAACUCGAGAAAGUUGUUAAGGAUUACAAGCUAAACAACGCAAAAAAUAAUAACCCCGUCAUUGAGAAACUAGUUGAACUGAUGGAUAACUGUAAAGUGAUGACCAAUGAUGAUUUGAUCAUUCGCGCAAAAAAAUACUUAGAGCUUGAUUCUUCUGAUUCAGAUGCAUCGUCUUUUACUCAAGAUCUCCGCAAUAAAUACAAGGUUGUUCUUAUCGAUGAAUUUCAGGACCUCUAUCCAAGUUUAGCACCCUUAAUUACCAUGAUUUGCAAAGGCAAGCAGCUCAUUAUGUUUGGUGAUACAAAUCAAAGCAUAUACGGAUUUUUGGGGAGUAACAACGAGAUUAUGUCACAAUUAGACAAUCUUCACCCAAAAAAUUCCACGACUGUCCUGAAAUUAUUUGAUAAUUUUAGGUCUACCCCCGAAAUAAUCUCUCUAGCAUCAAAAAUUAUCAAUCGUCCACUAGCAGAGAAACAGAUUAUCGAUGAUACUGAUGAAACACCAUCAGAGCUAGUUCGCAAGCUACCGAGUGGUGUUUCACCUCAAAUAAUGACAUUUGAUGAUCUAGCCGCAGAAUCUGAAUUUAUUAUUGAUAAAAUUACCCAAUUGAUUUGUUCUUCUGCAAAGUUUUCCGAUAUAGCAAUUCUAUCAAGAACAAAUUCACAUCUAACGGCUAUAGCCAGUAUUUUGAAGAAAUAUGGUAUUCCUUAUCAAAAACUAAAGAGUCAACCUGAUUGGAUGGACGAUUUACGAAUUCAAUUCCUUUUAGAUAUUCUAAAAGUGUGUUCUUUAGCCUCCGACGAAAAGCAUAAUCGUGAGUUCAAUACGGGUGAUAAAUGGCAAAGUAACUUCAGCAUUUUGGUCACAAUGAGCGCUCUCAAAGGGAUUGGCGAUGCUUCAAUACAAGCCUUGUAUAAAGCAUGCAGCCUGAAAAAUCUGUCAAUUUGGAAAUACCUAACUAUGGUUCCCAAUUUUGAAUGGCCAUUGGGCCUCUCCAUAAAGAAAAAAAUGGAAAAUUACACUUCAAAUUUAUAUGAAAUGAUCGAAAAUGAUCAAGUUCAUCAAUUAGAUGAUCCGAUGGAACUUUUAGAAAAAGUUGCUAGCAUCACAAAUAACUUAAACCUAAAUCCUACCUACUUCCAAUCCUUAAGUGAUGCUCAAUCAUCUUUAGAGUUUAAAACACAUCUACAAGAGAUGGCACAAGUAAUGAAGGUCUCAAAAUCUAAUAAGCCCCCGGGUAUUUCAUUUGUUAAAUGGUUUCUAGAGACAUAUUUUGAUCAAACGAUGGUCUUUCACCAGUCUCAGCAGGCAUUACAAACUACCGGUCCGGGGACAGUAAAACUAUCUACCAUCCAUUCUGCAAAGGGUUUAGAAUUUCCCAUAGUAUUUCUAACAAACGGGAGCAUGUCCAAUUUCCCAAUGGAUACAAACGCCCUUUAUGUGGGGAUAACUAGGGCAAGAAACUUGUUGUACAUGUGCAACAUGAAGCACGAGAGACUGGUCAGUAAAUCAUCACCAUACUCAAGAAACAUAAUGUCUAAUAAUUUAUUCUGGACUUACUACAAUAAGGAUUUGAAACGAUCUGUAUGUGACGUUAAGGUGACACAUGGUUAUAAUGUGCAGCGAUACAAUCAGUUACGUAAAAAUUUUGGAUUUUAUAGAGCAUAUUCUUCACUAAGAGGUUGUAAGAGCGUUUUCAGACGUAUAUAG
Saccharomyces cerevisiae S288C is the source of this 2121-nucleotide messenger RNA. RefSeq names its product ATP-dependent 3'-5' DNA helicase (gene HMI1). The record is from RefSeq and is marked reviewed. Gene Ontology annotation, molecular function: hydrolase activity; 3'-5' DNA helicase activity; DNA binding. The transcript has a single exon. NCBI's taxonomy places the organism in Eukaryota, Fungi, Ascomycota, Saccharomycetes, Saccharomycetales, Saccharomycetaceae. Gene Ontology annotation, cellular component: mitochondrial inner membrane. The coding region runs from base 1 to 2121 and encodes 706 amino acids.